Megalops cyprinoides (Indo-Pacific tarpon) is the source of this 3849-nucleotide messenger RNA. RefSeq names its product RNA polymerase II subunit B (gene polr2b). Bases 137 to 3661 code for a protein of 1174 amino acids. The record is from RefSeq and is a predicted model, not a curated record. Gene Ontology annotation, molecular function: ribonucleoside binding; DNA-directed RNA polymerase activity; DNA binding. Gene Ontology annotation, cellular component: RNA polymerase II, core complex. NCBI's taxonomy places the organism in Eukaryota, Metazoa, Chordata, Actinopteri, Elopiformes, Megalopidae. The transcript is spliced from 25 exons. Gene Ontology annotation, biological process: DNA-templated transcription.
CAUCAUUCUGUGCCGGAUGGCCUGGCGGUACGGAGCGCUGAAAAUAAGGCGAACGCAUUAGUAUUUACCUUGGCUAGGCACGCACAGAGGUGUCCCUGGAUUUAAUUUUGUAGCCCAAUCGUCAUAAGGGGCAAUCAUGUAUGAUCAAGACGAGGAUAUCCAGUACGAUGAAGAUGAUGACGAGAUCACCCCGGAUUUGUGGCAGGAAGCCUGCUGGAUUGUCAUCAGCUCUUAUUUUGAUGAGAAGGGCCUGGUGCGCCAGCAGCUGGACUCCUUUGAUGAGUUCAUCCAGAUGUCAGUGCAGAGGAUCGUGGAGGACGCCCCGCCCAUCGACCUGCAGGCCGAGGCUCAGCACACGUCCGGCGAGGUCGAGGAGCCGCCACGGUACCUGCUGAAGUUUGAGCAGAUUUACCUGUCCAAGCCCACCCACUGGGAGAGAGAUGGAGCUCCCUCUCCAAUGAUGCCCAAUGAAGCCAGACUGCGGAAUCUCACGUACUCCGCCCCCUUGUAUGUUGACAUCACCAAAACCAUCAUAAAGGAGGGGGAGGAGCAGCUGCAGACGCAGCACCAGAAGACCUUCAUCGGCAAGAUUCCCAUCAUGCUCCGAUCUACAUACUGCCUGCUGAGCGGCCUGACGGACCGUGACCUGUGCGAGCUCAACGAGUGCCCGCUGGACCCAGGCGGCUACUUCAUCAUCAACGGCUCAGAGAAGGUGCUCAUUGCUCAGGAGAAGAUGGCCACCAACACAGUGUAUGUGUUUGCCAAGAAGGACUCCAAGUACGCCUACACGGGGGAGUGCCGCUCCUGCCUGGAGAACUCCUCCCGCCCCACCAGCUCCAUCUGGGUCAGCAUGAUGGCCAGGGGGGGUCAGGGUGUAAAGAAGAGUGCCAUUGGUCAGAGGAUUGUCUCCACGCUGCCGUACAUCAGACAGGAAGUGCCCAUCAUCAUCGUGUUCCGCGCUCUGGGCUUUGUGUCCGACAGAGACAUUCUGGAGCACAUCAUCUACGACUUCGACGAUCCCGAGAUGAUGGAGAUGGUGAAGCCGUCCCUGGACGAGGCCUUCGUGAUCCAGGAGCAGAACGUAGCCCUAAACUUCAUUGGUUCUCGAGGUGCCAAGCCCGGUGUAACCAAGGAGAAGAGGAUCAAAUACGCCAAGGAGGUGCUGCAGAAGGAGGUGCUGCCCCAUGUGGGAGUCAGUGACUUCUGUGAGACCAAGAAGGCCUACUUCUUAGGGUACAUGGUGCACAGACUGCUUCUGGCUGCCCUGGGCAGGCGAGAGCUGGACGACCGAGAUCACUAUGGCAACAAGAGGCUGGACCUGGCCGGGCCACUGCUGGCCUUCCUGUUCCGCGGAAUGUUUAAAAAUCUGCUGAAAGAGAUCAGGAUAUACGCCCAGAAGUUCAUCGACCGAGGGAAGGACUUCAACCUGGAGCUGGCCAUUAAGACCCGCAUCAUCUCCGACGGGCUGAAGUACUCUCUGGCCACCGGGAACUGGGGUGACGUGAAGAAGGCCCACCAGGCCAGAGCCGGGGUGUCUCAGGUGUUGAACCGCUUGACCUUCGCCUCCACCCUGUCCCACCUCAGACGAGUGAACUCUCCCAUUGGGCGAGACGGCAAGCUGGCCAAGCCCAGACAGCUGCACAACACGCUGUGGGGGAUGGUGUGUCCUGCCGAGACCCCAGAGGGUCACGCUGUGGGGCUGGUGAAGAACCUGGCCCUUAUGGCCUAUAUCUCUGUGGGCUCACAGCCGUCCCCGAUCCUGGAGUUCUUGGAGGAGUGGAGCAUGGAGAACCUGGAGGAAAUCUCCCCGGCAGCCAUUGCUGAUGCCACCAAGAUCUUUGUGAAUGGUUGCUGGGUGGGGAUCCACAAAGACCCCGAGCAGCUGAUGAAUACUCUGAGGAAGCUGAGGAGACAGAUGGACAUCAUUGUGUCUGAGGUGUCCAUGAUCAGAGACAUCCGGGAGAGGGAGAUCCGCAUCUACACCGAUGCCGGGAGGAUCUGCCGCCCCCUGCUGAUCGUGGAGAAGCAGAAGCUGCUGCUCAAACGGCGGCACAUCGACCAGCUGAAGGAGAGGGAGUACAACAACUACAGCUGGCAGGACCUUGUGGCCAGCGGUGUGGUGGAGUACAUCGACACUCUGGAGGAGGAGACUGUGAUGCUGGCCAUGACCCCUGAUGACCUGCAGGAGAAGGGUGUGGCCUAUUGCUCCACCUACACCCACUGCGAGAUCCACCCGUCCAUGAUCCUGGGCGUCUGCGCCUCCAUUAUCCCCUUCCCUGACCACAACCAGUCUCCAAGGAACACAUACCAAUCUGCUAUGGGCAAACAGGCCAUGGGCGUGUACAUCACAAACUUCCAUGUGCGCAUGGACACCCUAGCCCAUGUGCUGUACUACCCACAGAAGCCCCUAGUCACCACCCGUUCCAUGGAGUACCUGCGCUUCAGGGAGCUUCCAGCAGGUAUAAACUCCAUCGUGGCCAUUGCGUCCUACACAGGGUAUAAUCAAGAGGACUCUGUCAUCAUGAACCGCUCAGCUGUGGACCGCGGGUUCUUCAGGUCUGUGUUCUAUCGCUCUUAUAAAGAGCAGGAGUCAAAGAAAGGCUUUGACCAGGAGGAGAUCUUUGAAAAACCUACUCGUGAUACUUGUCAAGGCAUGCGUCACGCGAUCUAUGACAAGCUGGACGACGACGGUCUGAUCGCGCCGGGCGUGCGCGUGUCCGGCGAGGACGUCAUCAUCGGCAAGACAGUGACGCUGCCGGAGAAUGACGACGAGCUGGACAGCACCAACCGCCGCUACACCAAGCGGGACUGCAGCACCUUCCUGCGCACCAGUGAGACCGGCAUCGUGGACCAGGUCAUGGUCACGCUCAACCAGGAGGGCUACAAGUUCUGCAAGAUCAGGGUGAGAUCGGUCCGUAUCCCCCAGAUCGGAGAUAAGUUCGCCAGUCGGCACGGACAGAAGGGUACCUGUGGUAUCCAGUACAGACAAGAGGACAUGCCCUUCACGUGUGAGGGAAUAACGCCCGACAUCAUCAUCAAUCCUCACGCCAUCCCCUCUCGAAUGACAGUUGGUCACUUGAUCGAGUGUCUGCAGGGCAAGGUGUCUGCAAACAAAGGUGAAAUUGGUGACGCCACGCCCUUCAACGACGCCGUGAACGUGCAGAAAGUGUCCAACCUGCUGUCCGAGUACGGGUAUCACCUGAGAGGCAACGAGGUGCUGUACAACGGUUUCACCGGCCGCAAGCUGACCUCGCAGAUCUUCAUCGGCCCCACCUACUACCAGCGCCUGAAGCACAUGGUGGACGACAAGAUCCACUCCAGGGCCCGCGGGCCGGUUCAGAUCCUCAACAGGCAGCCCAUGGAGGGGCGAUCUCGUGACGGAGGUCUGCGUUUCGGGGAGAUGGAGCGGGACUGUCAGAUCGCCCACGGAGCGGCGCAGUUUCUGCGGGAGCGUCUGUUCGAGGCAUCCGACCCCUACCAGGUGCACGUCUGCAACCUGUGCGGCCUGAUGGCCAUCGCCAACACCCGCACCCACACCUACGAGUGCCGGGGCUGCCGCAACAAAACCCAGAUCUCCCUGGUGCGGAUGCCGUACGCCUGCAAGCUUCUGUUCCAGGAGCUGAUGUCCAUGAGCAUCGCUCCGCGCAUGAUGACCAGUUAGAGAGCCCGUCGUUUCCCUGCCGGGAGGCUCAGAGGACGACGUUGACGAUGUUACUUCUGAAGAGGGACGCAGAACGAACAGCAGGCGACAGGUUUAAAAUGGAAGCCAGUGCUGUGUAUCUGAUACCAUAGCUGCUGUCAGUAGCCUUUGUUUUUGUUGUGAUCACUGUUUUGGAGAACAAAAAAGAG